Eutrema salsugineum is the source of this 318-nucleotide messenger RNA. Its product is annotated as leucine-rich repeat extensin-like protein 3. NCBI's taxonomy places the organism in Eukaryota, Viridiplantae, Streptophyta, Magnoliopsida, Brassicales, Brassicaceae. The transcript has a single exon. Bases 1 to 318 code for a protein of 105 amino acids. The record is from RefSeq and is a predicted model, not a curated record.
AUGGUGUCUCUAGGUCUUUCCUGCACCCUAGUUUUGCUAUUGGCAAUCUUAUUCACAGUUGCUGAAGCCAACAACAACAGAAAACUCCUGCAAACUUCCACUAACUACAAGACGCUAUAUCCUCCUCCUCCUCCUCCAUCGCCCAUGUAUCGACCUCCGGUAACUCUUCCUCGUCCUACUCCGGUUUAUUCUCCUCCUCUUGCUCUUCCUCCUCCACCACCGUUGAAAGUUCUUCCUCCUCCUCAAGCUCACAAAGCCUUCUACUACAGGAGAUCUCCUCCUCCUCCAUCUGGAAGACCUUGGUGGUGGUUGUUGUGA